AUGGAGAUCAGCUAUCUGGACAAGCAAGAGGGAUAUGAAAUAGGUAAAGAAUGUCCAGAUAUGUCUUUUGGAGCAUUCUGGAGCAUAUGGGACGUGAGGAGCAUGGAGGGACUUGGCAUGGACGCAGCUCAACUGGAUACACAAAGGAAGAAGGAGGAAGCCAUCUUGAAGACCAGCUCGACCACCUACUCGACCAACCGGUCGAGUUCCUCAACUCGACCGGCCAAGCUUCAACUCGAUCGAGCUGAGAAGUCAAAGUCAAACCCGAAAAAUGUUGCUUCCCCCUUGACUUUCCUUUGA
Molecule: messenger RNA, 300 nt
Organism: Microthlaspi erraticum
Lineage: Eukaryota; Viridiplantae; Streptophyta; Magnoliopsida; Brassicales; Brassicaceae
Source: the annotation of a GenBank genome assembly